Molecule: messenger RNA, 1083 nt
Organism: Fulvia fulva
Lineage: Eukaryota; Fungi; Ascomycota; Dothideomycetes; Mycosphaerellales; Mycosphaerellaceae
Exons: 1
Coding region: 1-1083 (360 amino acids)
Molecular function (GO): hydrolase activity
Source: RefSeq, a predicted model, not a curated record
AUGGGCACGAUUCCAGGACCUGGCGAAACGGCUAUAGCACGAUACAUCUCGGCGUGGCUGCAACAUCGUGGACUGGAAAGUCACUGGAUCGAGCCGACAAAAGGCCGACCAUCCAUAGUAGGUGUCUCAUACGACACAGGUGGUGCCAAAAGUCUUAUGCUCAAUGGUCACAUCGGCACCGUCACUCUGAUGGGCUACGAAGGGGACCCUUUGAGCGGCAAGAUCGAGGAUGGCAGACUAUACGGUCGCGGAGCAGCGGACAUUAAGUGCGGUAUUGCCGCUGCAAUGAUUGCCCUGGCAGAUUCUGCGAAGCUUGGUCUAUGUGGCGACGUGAUCCUUACACCUGUCGCAGAUGAAGAAGACCUCAGCAUCGGCACGGAAGAUGUGCUCAGAGCUGGGUGGACAGCAGAUGCCGCAAUCGUGAACGAGCCGACCGAUCUGCACAUCGUACACGCCCAUAAAGGCUUCGUGUGGCUAGAAGUUGACAUCUUUGGAGUUGCAGCACAUGGCUCUCGGGCUGAUCUUGGUGUUGAUGCGAUCGCUAACGCAGGCUACUUCCUGGUCGAACUCGAUCGACAUGCAGAGGACCUUCGCCACACGAACCCUGACUCCUUAGUCGGACCUCCUACCAUUCAUGCCUCUAUGAUCAAGGGCGGAGAAGGAUCAUCAUCGUAUCCUGCCCUCUGCAGCAUCACAAUCGAGCGACGGACACUAGCUGGCGAGGAUGCAAAAUCAGUAGAGACAGAGAUGCGCACCAUCCUUGAAACCCUCCAUGGUCGCGUGCUGGACUUCAAAUACGACUUGAGGACGGCUUUUGAACGACCAUCAUAUCAACUUCCUCGGGAUCAUCCUUUCUGCGGUCUGGUUGAGAACGUCGUCAGCCGUUCAAGGAGCCAAAGUCCCCAGUUCGAGGGCGUACCUUACUGGACAGAUGCUGCUCUGCUGGCCGAGAAAGGGAUUGCAAUACUUUUGUGGGGUCCUACUGGAGAAGGACUUCAUGCAAAGGAAGAAUGGGCUGACGUCCAAUCGUUUCGCACUGUAGCUGAAGCGUUGAAGAACAUCGCGGCGGAGUUUUGUCGCUAG